Zymoseptoria tritici IPO323 is the source of this 660-nucleotide messenger RNA. RefSeq lists its product as uncharacterized. The transcript is spliced from 3 exons. Lineage: Eukaryota; Fungi; Ascomycota; Dothideomycetes; Mycosphaerellales; Mycosphaerellaceae. Bases 110 to 337 code for a protein of 75 amino acids. The record is from RefSeq and is a predicted model, not a curated record.
CAAAAGCUUAACGUACUCCCACAGAAUCGACCCUAACAAACAGCUCUGUCCGUACGAAGUGGGCGGUCGCUGCAACGAUAAGAGCUGCGGCUUCCAGCACUUCAAAACAAUGGAUCUAUCCGACAACGACUUGUUACGAAUCUUGGGCACGGAGCGCAUGCCGGCCAGCGAUCCCGAGAGUCAGCAGCGAUGGCGGACUGGUCUUCAUGCGCUCAUCAAAGAGUUGCGCAUCACUCACAAGACUCAAGACGUUGAUGUGAUUGCACAGCGCAUCGCAGACUUCCGUCGAGAAUUUAUUGGCGAUCCGACCAAGACUCUGCUGCUCAAAGACACCUGAGGCGUGAUCCACUCUGCCGAGCAAGCAAGCUUGGCUUGUCUGUUGGCUUUGUGCUUGGCUUUUACAUCAUCGUGACCCUUCUUGUCUCUUCUGUUACCAACACCGACAUGAUACAGCGCAUCGCGAGAAGCAUAUUUGGGGAGUAAAAGCAGCGCAGAAAGAACAGAGAGGAUGAGCUUGGCGAGCUAUUCUUCCGGGCAAGUUGAAGGGAAGGAGGCAUGUCCGGAGGACAUGUUGUGGAGCGCCCGCGGUUGGGGCCACUCCACGCAGUAGCAGAUGCUCACACGCGUCGAGCUUCUCUGGCCGCGACGAUAGAAUGGCUU